This is a messenger RNA of Sceloporus undulatus (fence lizard), 3608 nucleotides long. RefSeq names its product GC-rich promoter binding protein 1 (gene GPBP1). Gene Ontology annotation, cellular component: nucleus. NCBI's taxonomy places the organism in Eukaryota, Metazoa, Chordata, Lepidosauria, Squamata, Phrynosomatidae. Gene Ontology annotation, molecular function: RNA binding; DNA binding. The transcript is spliced from 14 exons. The record is from RefSeq and is a predicted model, not a curated record. Gene Ontology annotation, biological process: DNA-templated transcription; positive regulation of DNA-templated transcription. The coding region runs from base 1457 to 2875 and encodes 472 amino acids.
CGAGCUCGCGCUGGCUCCCUUCCCUCCCGUUCUCAGGGGAAGUCUCGCGAGGCUUGGGCGCGGGGCAGCAUAUCGCUUCUGCGGCUCGGAGCGGCGCCAUUUUGGGACGGACUGACUGAGUGGAGCGACUCAGCGAGAGAGGAGUUUGUGCGCGCGGCGGAGGCGGCGAAAGAAGAGAAGAAGGAAGGGAGGGAAGGGCGGCUUUCGGACUCGGGAGCGUUUUGUUUUCCCCGGGACUCCAGCGGCAGUUUGUGCGCGCGCUUUUGUUUUUGUUGUUCCUGCCGCUCUUCGUGGGACGGAAAGGGCGAGCGGAGAGAGAGAGAGAGAGAGAGUCUUGCUUCUUCUCACUGGGUGAUCUGAACUCCUUAGAGUUGCUGAUCCUGACGGCUUAAGAAAGUCGCUGCAAUGUCACUUACUCCCAGGUGAUUUGGAUUCUGAAUGUGAGCCUGGACAACUCGCAGCCCAUUGCCUCAACUUGGGGUUAUGUUUAUGUGCAGCUUCUGAUUUGGUCAAACAGAAGAUUGUUGACUGAAAAAAAGCGGAAUUGAGAUUCAAACCUAUUUGGUGACUUUUCACUUCAAACAGUUUUGAAGCCUUCAAAACCAGGUUGAACAACUCAUGAACUUUUGAAACUGCCUUCUUCCUACUUGGACUGAUUUUGCCCAUAUGGAAUGGAUAAUUGCGUAAACGUAUUAGGCAUUGCAUGUUGCUUUCAAAAAGUAUUUUUACUUUUUAGUGCAAGAAUUUCUAGGGGGAUUUACUUAUUUUGCCAACUACAAGAUUGUAGUGUCUGAGAGUUCCUGACAACUUUUACUAUUUUCAUUUUUAGGAAACCUGUUUUCCCCCUUCAAUGAAAACUGAUUCCUAAAUGAAGAGAUUGAGGUCUUUAUUUUUCAUUUACAUUUUUGGAUUUUUUUUCACCUUGUAAAGAAGCAAUAUGGGAAUAUCAAGAUAGCUGCAAUGUGCAGAUGACUGAAUUGACUCAUAGAAAUGUACUUCAAUUCAAAUUCAGCAUCUGACUUUUGAGUUCUGUUCUUUGUGUCAUAAAAAGUAUUUCUUCUAAAACUGAUGUUCGUGACAGUGAGAUAUACAUGGAAUAGGAAAGUGACAACGUUUCAAAAGAUAAGAAAAGUUGUUAAAAUUAGAUUUGUUUGAUUUCUGGAAAUAACUUUGUGGAGUCAUUAAACGUGAAGAAUGGGUAGCUGAUUUCCGAGAGUCAGUCUCAUACUGCAUAACUACGGAUGUAGUAUCUUUAAGGAACUCGGGAUAUAUUACAAAGGAAACAAACUGGAAAACACAAAUCAUAGAGAAUUAAUGCCAAUCUGUGCAGUUCUCUUGGAUUUUAAUCCAGUGCUGCCUCAAAGAAUAUGUAAGAUGGACAAAACAACCUAGUUCAGAAGUAUUUGCCAUGAGGUGUUGAAGCCUUGUUUCACUGGUUUGGAGAGAUUGGACCUAAAUGGCGCAGCAUGACUUUGCUCCAGCCUGGCUUAAUUUUCCUACUCCACCAUCAUCAUCAAAGUCAUCACUGAAUUUUGAAAAGCAUUCUGAAAGCUUUUCAUGGACAGAGAAUCGUUACGAAGUUAAUCGUAGGCGGCACAACUCUUCUGAUGGAUUUGAUCCUAGUAGUGGCCGUUCAAAUGGAGGUCAUUUAGGAAGAAAAGAGAGAAAUGGUUGGCGUUCCCAAGGUAGAAAUGGCACUGAAAAUACAAACCACAGAGUGGGAUACCAUAGUGGAAGUUCACGUGCUCGAACCAGCAGCUUUCAGUCUGGAAAAAGCCAAGGUUUGCAUGAAAGCAAUGCAUCUGAAUGUGAGAUUAUGAGAAAAGAAGACAAGGGAGAGCCCAAACAAUUUGAAGCUGAAGACUUUCCAUCCCUGAACCCUGAAUAUGAGAGAGAACCAAACCAGAAUAAAUCAUUAACUGCAGGUGUUUGGGAAUAUCCUCUGAAUCCUAAAUCUAGAUCUCCACGAAUGCUAGUUAUUAAAAAGGGCAGUACAAAAGAUUUACAGAUAUCUGGAUUCCCUGUGGGAGGAAAUAUUCAUUCACAGUCAGUCAAGAAUGGAACUGGUGCAAGUGUGUACAAAGGUUUAGUCCCUAAACCUGUCAUUCCAUCAGCAAAGACUACUCAGUGGAAAAGCCAAACAAAAGAAAACAAACAUGGGCCUCCUUUUACUCAUGAUUCCCCGUAUGGUAUUGGAAACUUUAGUGCUUUCAAAUCUACUUCAAAGGCUGUUGGAUCACAGAGUUCAGUGAAAGAGUAUAAUCGGUCAAAUUCUUCAUCCCCUGUUGAUAAACUUGGCCAGCCUCGUUUAACCAAAUUGACACGAAUGCGCACAGAUAAGAAGAGUGAAUUUUUGAAGACGUUGAAACGUGAUCGAGUGGAAGAGGAACACGAUGAGAACUGUGUAGGGCAAGAGAAGGAUGAUGAUGAUGAUGAUGACUUUAAUUUACAUAACAGCAACAAUGGUCACCAAGAGAGGGACAUAAACCGGAAUUUUGAAAAUGAAAUUCCCCAAGAGAAUCGAAAUGCUGCAGUGAUGUCUCAGCAGCUCAUCCAAUCUUCAGCAUUUCCUGAGACUGAUGUCCUUUCAAGCUCGCUUGAAGCAGAGCAUCGAUUGCUAAAAGAAAUGGGUUGGCAGGAAGACAGUGAAAAUGAUGAAACGUGUGCUCCACUAACUGAGGAUGAAAUGAGGGAAUUUCAGGUCAUUAGCGAACAGCUACAAAAGAAUGGCCUUAGGAAAAAUGGUAUUCUAAAAAAUGGCCUCAUCUGUGACUUCAAAUUUAGUCCAUGGAAAAACAGCACUUUCCAACCAACACUUGAGAAUGAAGACACGGAGACUAGCAGCAGUGACACAUCAGACGAUGAUGAUGUGUGAAAAUUGCUUGAGAACUUAAGGAUUUCUAUCUUGCAUCUCAUACAAUUUGAGAAUGAAUUGUUCAGAAGAGGGGAGAACUAUAAUUUUUCAUAGUGAUAUGCCCCAUUAGAGGAAGGAUCUUUGGGACUCUUCGUGAAGGAACCUAAGAAUGUUGUGCUGAUGAACUGUUUUCUAAACAUGACCUUUUCUUUGUAAGUGGAUGUUAUAGAAAAUGAGGACUUUGCUCCAACAUAGACUUUCUUCAUCACUGCAGCAUUUCUCUGACUAGCAAUGUCACAAUGUAAGAGAAUGAGAUUUUCUCAUUUAAUAAUAAAAAAAGAUUAUGUAAUGUUUGGCAAAAUUUUUGUCUAAAAACUGUGCAGGUCUACAGGAGAAAAGGGCACCUUGACACAGUUUGUUACUUACUGAAACCAAUUUAUUUUACAGUGGAAUUCUCCAAUGUUCACUUUGUGCACAGACAAUAGACAGUGUAGCAUGUUGGCUAAUAUGACAAAAGUGCACUAAAACAUCCAUUUCCUGAACUGUUAUAAUUGUUCCACUUCUUGAAACAUACCAGUAAUUAUCCAGAAGUUUGUACUACAGUAAUUAUGGAAAAUACUUGCUUCAAUUCCAAAACUCACAGAAAUGGUGUAAAUGAAAAGCUUUAUUUGGAUGCUGCAAGACCCAGGAAUCUGGAUCCUCCCCAAUGGGCACUGAUUCUUGUGGGGAAAAUAAACAUUAUUUUGAUAAAUUA